Molecule: messenger RNA, 5382 nt
Organism: Rana temporaria (common frog)
Lineage: Eukaryota; Metazoa; Chordata; Amphibia; Anura; Ranidae
Product: up-regulator of cell proliferation-like
Exons: 2
Coding region: 1-4926 (1641 amino acids)
Molecular function (GO): GTP binding
Source: RefSeq, a predicted model, not a curated record
AUGUCGCCUGCCAUCUUGGGCAUCUGUGAGCCUGAUAGUAGAGGGUCAGAAAGAAUGGCAAAUGCUGGACCAGAGCUGCUCUGGAUGAGAUAUCGCUCCAUCCACACUCACUCCGGGGAUGUGUGGGUAGCUGGAGAAGGACUGAUUCCCUGUGCAAGGAGGUGGCUGUAUAAGCUGUCCUUGCUGGUGCUGCUGUCUCACAAGAAAAGCGCACUUGAGCUGUUUCUUGAGAGUCUGGACCUGGGAAGACUUUCUACAUCAAAAUUAACACUAAGAGAAUUCUUGGAUAUCGGACCAGAGACCCUAGUGAAUACCGAACCUUCAAGGAAUGUUUUCUGGUGCUUCUUUCAAAAACUUUUUUCUUUAAAUGGAACUGCACGGCUCAUCAAUUCAAAAGACUUAGAAAUAGCUGAUGAUUGCCAAGAGUCUAACGUAGAUGAAUUAUUUGAGAGUAAUGAUGUUUCAUCAGAUUCUAUCAACCCUCUUGACGUUGUGUGUGCUCUCCUGCACUGCUCUGACACGUUUCUUCAACAGGAGAUUAUAACAAAAAUGUCUAUGUGUCAAUUUGCUGUCCCUCUGAUCCUCCCUGAUGGUGAUACCCCUGAUGGUGGUACCUUCAUGCUGUUUGGUUUGAGAGAUAUUGUAAAGCGAUGGACACCAAAAAAUCUAAAGAAAGCAUACAUUGAAGAAAGUAUAGUACAACUUCGCAUGCCAGUGUUUUCAUUUGUGAGGUUAGGGGAAUAUGGCUCAUCAAAAUCCAAAAUUCUAAAUCAAAUUCUUAGUCUUGAAGAUCAACUCCAUGAUUUUUUUUUGCAUCAGGAUACAAAUGGUGGAAAUGUCAAAAGAAAAAUAUCUGAUGGAUUGGUGGAAGUAGCCUGGUACUUUCCAGCUGGAAGAGAUUCAGAUCUUUUUCAUGAACCUAUUACCAUAGCCAACCUGCGAGGAGAACUACAGAGCAGUAAAAAACAAUUUUGUUUUCUCACAAAGAUCUCACAAAUUGUGUUCAUAUUUAUUGAGAACAGAGAGGGUGAGAAUCAGUGUUUCACUGACAUCAAUAUUUUAAGUGAAAAUUAUUUUUUUAUUAUCAAUAUUCCUUCUUCUGCAAUUACACAAGGAACAUUCAAGGCAUUUCUGGAAAACCUGGCAUGCAAGGUAAACAAAAACUAUCUUUUCACUAUGAGUAAAGACAACAAAGAUACAGCAAAAAAGAACUUUGACCUUCUGUCAAACAUUUUUCCAGAACUAAAAAAAAGAAUUCUGCUACUAAACCCAAGAAUGUCUCAAGAAAGACAGAUUGCAAGAAAAUUACAAUUGAUAAUAAAAGAAAAAGUAGUGAUCAGGGAAAGUCUUAUUAUUUUUGAGGAUCUAGAACCUGUUGCAUAUGAGAUUGGAAUAGACAUAGAUGAGGACUGCAAGGAGAUCAGUGACCCUAAAACACGUGCCCAGGAAAUCACUAAGUGUGUAGAUGAUGUGGUCAAGUAUAAGAAAGAAACAAUGAAAUUACAAGGAGAUGUUUGGAAAGAACUGACCAAACUUGAGAAAGAAUUAUGUCAAAUGAAAAAGCAAGGCAGUAUGUCUGGAGAGGAAUACAAAUCACAAAUAUUUAUGAAAAUAUUAGAUUUGCGCACAAAGCAUAAUCGGCACGAACUUCCCGAUGGCAUUAACAAAUUUCUGGAAGCCUUGACUAAGUUAUCAAAAACAGAGUUACGAUUUUUUUUUAAGUGGACAAAGGUCUAUUUGGAUUCAAUAUCUCGGAAGAGUGUCUUACAAACCCAACAAAUUAAAGAAAAAGGUCUUAGUCAAAACAUAUCUGAAAGAAAUUUGGGAAUAGAACAUUUUCUUCGUGAGUUGGGUCAGUUUUAUGAAUCAGAAUAUUUUCUGGUAGAAAACAAAAAAAUUGAUGGCAGUCAAAAAAAAUGUCAUAACGUUCCAGAAAUAGCUGCUGAUCUCUUGUUGAAUGGAUUCCCAUUAGAGCUGAUUGAUGGAGAUGUCCACAAUAUACCCCUGCAAUGGAUAACUGAUGUCCUAAAGGAACUCAACAAAAAAAUGGGAGGUGGAUGCAAAAUCAGAGUUAUAUCAGCACUAGGAGUGCAGAGUACAGGGAAAUCCACCCUUCUCAACACCAUGUUUGGAUUGCAGCUGCCAGUAUCCAGUGGAAGAUGCACACGAGGAGCCUUCAUGACACUUCUAAAUGUAAAGGAGAGCCUCUGGGAGGAUUUGGGCUGUCAGUGUAUUUUGGUGAUUGACACUGAAGGAUUAAGAGCUCCUGAGUUUUCUUCCAUUGAUGGUAGUUCAGAACGUGACAAUCAACUGGCCACACUGGUGAUCGGGUUAAGUGAUAUCACCAUUGUCAAUAUAUCCAUGGAAAAUGCAACAGAGAUGAAAGAAAUUUUACAGAUUGUGGUCCAUGCGUUUCUUCGGCUGAAAGAAAUCGGGAAGAAACCCAGCUGCCAGUUUGUACAUCAAAAUGUUAGUGAUGUAUCUGCUCAUGAAAAGAUAAUGAGAGAGAAGCAAUUACUGCUAGAGCAGUUGGAUGAUGUGACAAAAGUUGCAGCAAAGAUGGAGAAUAAUACAGAUGUCACACAGUUCUGUGAUAUCAUUAAAUAUGACAUUGAAAACCAUAACUGGUACAUCCCUGGCUUGUGGCAUGGUGUUCCCCCCAUGGCAUCUAUCAGCACUGGGUAUAGUGAAAAAGUAAAUGAACUAAAAAUGCAUUUAUUGGAAUGUAUAAAACACAAAGCACAUUCUGAUUCUUGUACCAUAACUGAUUUUACCGAGUGGAUAAAAAGUUUAUGGAAUGCUGUGAAACACGAAAAAUUCAUAUUUGGUUUUAGAAGUGUUUUAGUAGCAAAUGCAUACAACCAACUGUGCAUGGCAUACUCAGAGCAGGAGUGGAAGUUCAAGAAAGAGGCACACAGCUGGAUGAUAAAAACUGAGAACACCAUCAAAAAUCAGAUCUCUGAUGACCAAAAGCCUGGGAUGCAGGUGUAUUUUUACAAAGAAAUUAAUGAAAUGUUACAGAAGCAAGUGGAGAGCAUAGAAACGUUUUUGAAAGAAUACUUUGAGAAAGAUGAUAAGUAUGUGACGUUAGUUCUGCAAUACAGAGAUGAUUUCACAAAUAGUGUGUCACUGCUACGUGAUGAACUUGCACGUAGCUUGAAUAACAAGUGCACGGAAAUCAUUCAUAUUCAAACUGAAAAAAAUAAAAUUAAAAACAUCCAAGCAAACUAUCAGAAAAGAAUUGAAAAGCAAGUCAGUGCUCUCCUCGAAAAACACAGGCACUCAGAAAGAAAACUGAGUGUUGAAGAGCUAGAGUCUGAGUUCAUGAUAAUGUGGAAUAAAACUUUGCAGGAAUUUAAUCUAAGUGGUUUAAAGAGACAAGACAUUGAUAAAAUGAUGCUAGAACAUCUAAGGAGAGACAUGAGGAAUAAAGCAGGCUACAUCAAUGAGAAAUUGAUUGAACUUCACAAUUUAGAAGAUUACCAGGCACAGGAUUUUAUGAUAAUUCCUGAAUAUUUUGAAGGACCAGAACUGCAGGCUGUCAAGAAUAUAUCUAAAGAACAGCUUUGGAAUGAGGCAACUUCUGUAGCCCUCACUAUCUUGGCUCGAUGUAAUAGUUUUGUCACAAAUAAGAUUGCCACAAAAGAGGAUUACAAUGAAACACUUUGCCAACAAUUACUAGACAUUGUAAAUGAGGGCCUCAAACAAAAUAUUGUACUGAAGUCAGAGUUCAAACCAUUGCUUGAGCUAGAUCUUAAACUUCUCAGUCUAGGGAAAGCGGCACCAAAGUUUCAAAAGAGGCACGAUGAUUUCAUACAAGAGAAUGACCCAAAGCUCUGCCUGGAAAAAUUAAAGCCUGAGUACCUUCAAAUUUUUAAAGAAGUCUAUAUGAAGACAGAUGAUUGCAGAGACCGGGCUAAAAGAUUCUGUGACAAGUACCUGAAGCCAGCACUGAUUGAUUAUGUAUUUUCAAACCUUGGCAAAGAUAUUGUUGAUGACAUAUUAUCCAGUGAAGACUCUAUGAAAUAUGGCAGUAGAAUUUUCUUCCAAAAUGCCCUGCUGAGUGACCUGUUAAAAAAAAAAAUAUUUAGCGAAUAUGUGAAAUAUUGUCUUCAAUAUGAGAUCUUUGUAAUAGACUGGAUCACUAAUUAUAUCACAGUUCGGUACAUGGAAAGUGCAAGGCUGAAAAAGGUCAUAUCAACCAGGCUAUCAGCUAUUACAAGGAAAGUUAAAGAAACUCUUGAGAUCAAAUCAGUUUUAAGGCAUACAACAUUAUCUGAAAGUUUAGAUGAAUUUUGUCAGAAUUUAAAGAAUGAAUUAGUGAUCUCGCAGAAUGACAUCACUCUGGUCAUAUUUCCAGACACUGCCAAUGUUCAGGAUUUCUGUAAGUAUGUUAAUCAAUGUCUAUCUGACAUUGAAACACAAAUACUAACGGAACUAAGCAGCUUGAAUAUGGAAGUUGUGCUAACCAGGACUUCCAUAAAACCUCAAGAUGAGCUGUUUAACAAAGUCUUUGGAUGCGGGAAGCAGUGUCCAUUUUGUAGGGUUCCUUGUGAAUUAGGUGGUGCUGAACAUAAAGAGCACUUUGCAUCUAUUCACCGACCUCAAGGAUUGGGACAAUAUAAAUAUAAAUCCUCAAAUAUUCUUUGCCAUGAACUGUGCACAACAGAUGUAAUUAGCAUUACAGCUUUUGAAAAUGCUGCCACAAAAUGGAACCCACAUCCAUUUAAAGAAUACAAAAAAAUCUACCCAGAAUGGAAGAUCCAAGCUGAUUCAGGAAUGAAGGCUUCUAUAUACUGGAAAUAUGUCUUCAAAGAGUUUAAUGAAGAGUUUGCAAAAGAAUACAAUGCCUCAGCAGCAACUUUACCUGAAGACUGGGAAAAAAUAACAUUUCAGGAAGCUCUUGAAAGUAUUCAAAGUAAUUAAAUAAUAGGAAGCAUUUUUACGAUGGUCUAAUUGUAAUCAUCCGUCUUCAUUCAUAGCUCUGCUAUAUUGACGUGACAUGGAUUCUAACUUUUUUACUUAAAGCUUAUAGCACAAACUUUUAUUACAUUUUUGCAUAGCAUUGAGAAGGAUGAAAACCCCUAUCGGGUUAUUUUUCAAUAUCUAUAUCCUGCUGAGGAUACUUCCCUUCACUUCCUUGGAGAUUCAACAGUAAAUGAGAAGAAAUUGUCCCAAUUUAAGGGGGAAUUCCAACCUUAGUUUGUCACCAGAACAUUUAUUCCCACAAGAGGAAUUGCCAUCACCUAUUGUUCUCAUACACAACCAGACAAGACAACUGUCACCAGGAGAGUCAAAGAAAGCGGAUCUGGCCAGCAGGAACACAGGGCCAAAUUCUCAAAAACUGUGCGUAACUUAAAUUUCAGCAGUUAAGUUACACUG